AUGUCUUUCGAAUCGUUCAAGGAUCAUGGGCGUACAGCUCUCAUAGCAGCACAGGAAGAACUACAGUCUCGUUGGAACACCGACGUCCCCGCGACAGAAAGAGACNUUUGGGGUAAUCCAAAACAUCUGAAGAAUCUCGCCACGUCGCUGCAAGCCGAGUAUCCAAAAGACAAGCUACACGUCCUUGUCACCAAGAGCAACUCGAACAACUUCACCUACGAUGGCAUUGAAUUAGGAGGAGAGCGCACCACCAAUGAGGUCGAGGAAGAAAUCAAGACACUUGAGAAGGAUGGCAGAAAAAUCACAAAGAUAAGCAUUGUCGGCUACUCGCUGGGCGGCCUGGUCGCGCGUUAUGUUGUCGGUCUGUUGUACUCUAAGGGCUACUUCGACCGCAUACAGCCCGUCAACUUCACCACCUUCGCAACACCCCAUUUAGGCGUGCGAUCGCCUCUUCUUGGUCCCCACAACUAUCUCUGGAAUGUUCUCGGUGCCCGCACUUUGAGCACCUCCGGUCGCCAGCUUUUCACUGUUGACUCCUUCCGAGAUACUGGCCGCCCACUAUUGACCGUGCUGGCAGAUCCAAGUAGUGUCUUCAUCCGUGGUCUGGCCAAGUUUAAACACCGCACCCUCUACUCCAACAUCGUCAAUGACCGCAGUGUUGUUUACUACACAAGCUGUAUCACCUACAAGGAUCCCUUUGUUAAUCUUGACGCUGUCGAUCUGCAACCAUUGCCCGGAUACGAUGGUGUUUUACUACGGCCCGAUGAGCCAGUACGUCCGAAACUUCGAGCCCCGCUUGGUUUCUGGGCCCGAGUGAGAGCCACGAGCUGGUCCACUCUGACAGCCGUCCCAUUCUAUCUCCUGCUAGCCGUCCUCAUUCCUGUCGGUAGCAUGCUAUUCCUCAUCAACAGUGGAAUCCAAACAGUCCGAUCCGCACAGCGUGUCCGUCUACACGAAUCCGGUGGUGCCGCCUUUGGAAUCGAGCGCUACAGAACCAAUCUACUUCUUGAAGAAACGCAGAAUCUUGAGGAACGCGUUUACGAACACCUUAACUCUAACCAAGGGCAAGACUACUUGCCAACGCCACCGUCUGAAGAUGAAGAACGCUUUUCUAAGGCCGAGCAUAACGGUACCAAAUUCAAAAGUCAAGAGAAGUUCCCCACCCUCGCCCUCACAUCAGAUCAAUUCUAUAUGAUUGAAGGGCUGGAUAGCGUGGGCUUCACGAAGUAUCCUGUUCAUAUCAGCAAGGUCAGGCAUACGCAUGCAGCCAUUGUCGUAAGGACGAACCGCUGGGGCUUUGACGAAGGCAAGAUCGUUGUUGGACAUUGGGUCAAGCAUUUUGAAAUCUAG
This is a messenger RNA of Aureobasidium musti, 1350 nucleotides long. The record is from the annotation of a GenBank genome assembly. NCBI's taxonomy places the organism in Eukaryota, Fungi, Ascomycota, Dothideomycetes, Dothideales, Saccotheciaceae.